GUGUCUACCGCAUAGUGCGGUUGAAUCGCAGCGCAUACAAUGGCUGCCCGAAAGAGGAGAGAGCAAACAAUUUUCAGGCCCGCCGCGUCUGACAGAAAAUAUGAGAAAAAAAUUAUAAAAAAUUCGGAAAAUAGUUGAAAGUCAAGAAAAAGUCCACAGAAAGGAUGUGGAAGCUCCCGGGGCCCCUGAGUCCAGGCUGGGAUGACAACCUAAAGCUGGAAGUUAGAGUUACAUCAGCACUAGUCAAGCACCCUGCACUUGUCCAUGUAGCUGGUUUGCUUUAGGGUGCCAUGGCCACAGGAAGAGAGAGCCGUCAUGACCAUGUCUUGGAGAAAGCCAAGCUUUCACCUACUUCUGGGAAACGCAGGAGAACAGAAGGGAAACCCAAGAAGAAUUUUCCUUGUCAGGAGUGUCAGAAGGCAUUCAACAGCCUGGAGAAGUUGAAGGUGCACUCAUACUCGCAUACAGGGGAAAGGCCGUAUUGCUGCUCCCAUCCUGACUGCACAAAGGCUUUCGUCUCCAAAUACAAGCUGCUAAGGCAUAUGACAACUCACUCACCAGAAAAAAGCCACAAGUGCUCAUACUGUGAAAAAAUGUUUCACCGCAAGGAUCACUUAAAAAAUCACCUACACACUCAUGACCCACACAAGGAGGCCUUUACCUGUCAGGAGUGUGGGAAGAGCUACAACACCAAGCUGGGCUUUAAGCGUCACCUGGCUCUCCACGCUGCAAACAACGGAGAUUUGACCUGCCAAGUGUGCCUGCAGCUGUUCCCCAGUACCGUGGUUCUCCUGGAACACCUCAAAACACAUGCUGGCAAGACGUCUGGAGGGACCAAAGAGAAAAAGCAUUGUUGUGAGCAUUGUGAGCGUCAGUUUUACACCCGCAAAGAUGUGCGACGCCACAUGGUGGUGCACACUGGACGCAAGGACUUCCUCUGCCAGUACUGUGCUCAGCGCUUUGGUAGGAAGGAUCAUCUGACACGUCACAUGAAAAAGAGCCAUACUAGGGAGCUGCUGAAGGUAAAAACUGAACCAGCUGAUUUGCUGGAGACCGAUGUUUAUGAUUUGGCUUCUGGAAGCAUUAAGGAUGAGCUUCCCGCAACACUGACAACAAGGUCACAUCAAGUUCAUCUGUUCCCAGGCUCCGGCCUGGACACGCAGCCCUUCUCUUCCGCCAAUAACCCCUUUUCUUUAAAGUACCCACUGAGCUCCAACUUUACCUCAUACACCAUCACCUCACAUGAGAGGGAGCAGAAUCUAAAGGGAGAACUGGAGACCUACCUAAUGGAGCUGCAGAACACCAUGCCAUCCUCAUCCUCUGUAUCCCUAGAACCUCAAAUCGCCUCCUCUAAACUCGAGCUGUUACCUCACGUGGGUAUGCUGGGGGAAACGAGCGAGGAGGCUUCCCUCUUAAAAAUGUCCACACCAGCAGCAGGACCUGCAGCGGAUUCUGUGGCCUCAUCUUCCUCUCUUAUGGAUUUUUCCCAGCUGUUCAACUUCCUUCCACACAAUGGGCCUGCAUACAACCAGGUAGGAAGCAGUGGGGGGAGCAUGGGACCGGCCAUCAGCUUUCCACCCACCGAAGAGCCUGGUCCUCUUCUCCAGCUGCCCCCCCAGACUCCUCCAGGUCAAGAAGCUGCAGAGAGCCCUCUCCAAGGACUCCCUUCCUCCUUCAUAUGCAGCCUGAGCACACCCACCACACUACCCCGUUUCCACCAAGCUUUUCAGUGAUGCAGCCUGUGCUGCCAAACGCAGAGUCUCCGCAGCCCUUAACAGGCAAACUAGUCAGUUCUUUGUACAAAGGUGAGGAGACACUAACAGAUGGGCCAACACAUACAAGCACGCACACACAGACACACAGCUUCACUAUCAGGCUUACUUAACUUUGGCAGAUCUUCACCGAUAUUUCAGAAAAAUCCUCCUGUUGUUGUUUUUUUUUUUAAAGAAAUAUUCUUAUAAAGUCUUUUUUUCAUUCAUAUCAUUUACACAUUUUAAGCUACUCUGAAUACAGAAAUUACUGAAGCCCCCAUAUUGAAUAGAAAACGAAAAGUAGAAAGUGGCCCUCAGCCAUAUGCUGAAACUAAUUAUACUGUAGCUCCUUUUUAAAAUCCACAUAAAAAAGAAAACAGCUGAUAUAUGCUUGUAUUUCUAGUAGUGUGAACAGUUCAUUGGUAACUGUAAUAUCAUUGAAGAGAUUUUGUCUAUUAAGAUGUUCCCUGACCACAGUGGUUCAGAUAGGUAUCCCUCCGUUGAAGCUUUUAAUUGUCUGACUGUACUGUCAAAGGCUACUUUAGCUGUCUAUGUUGCCAUAUUUUUUUAAAGCACCAGUCUGUAGUUUUGUCAAUUGUUUUGUUGCGUUUUCUAAAUUUUAUGAAUAUUUUUAUUAAUGACUCACAACAACAAUUGUAUUCAGUGGCUGAUUCAUUUUCAGAAAGUAGGAUAUAGUGAUUGUUAACUUAGGUAAAAUCAUUGACAGUGGAAUUGAAUUAUUUAAAUUGAUCUUGCAAAGUUUCUGUUGCAAACACCCAAACAAUUUCAAAUCUAAAUUAGACAUUGAGAAACAGAACUACGACUGUACAAUACUAGGAAAAUACAAGAUUGUGAUUCUUUUGCUUAUAAUUGUGAUAAUAUUGAUUAUGUUAAGUAACAUUUUCUUUUUUUCAUCACUUCAUAACGCCCACCAUCCUCUGUGAGUUUCAGCAUCUGCUACUAAAAUCAUAGAUCAUGUGCAAAGCCUAAGGACAGAGCCUAUCCAGCAAUUCAAACAUCCAUAUGCAGAGGAUUCAUUUAAGAAGUGUCUUCUACCAAAUAUAAGAUAAGAUGCUUUUAUUUUAUCCUUAUACAUACAAGGUUCAUACAACAAAUUUUUGUAGAUGAGAUGGACGGUCAGCCAGAGCCGCUGCGACCAAGCACGCCGCCACUAAUGGCCGACCUGACCAGCAUGUCUUUAGUGGUAGGGGAAACCAGAGCGCACGGAGGAAACCUACGCAGACACAGGGAGAACAUGCAAACUCCACACAGAAAGCUGAGCCCAAUACUCGAACCCGGCACCUUCUUGCUGUGAGGACGAGUGCUAACCACUGUUCCGCCGUCAAAGUAGUCUGUCUGGAUUAUUGCAUACACUUAUGUGACGAGCAUUGCUAUAACAUGUAUGGUGUAGCUCUAUAAAAAAGGUUGUAGAGCCUUAAGAUAAAAUGUUGCUGUAAGUUGGGACCAUUUCCUAUUUAUUUUUGAUGAGGCUUCAGUUCUAUAAAUUAAGCCUCUUCUAAGAGUUGCUUUUAGUGGAAAGAAGCAUUAAAAUAUAACUAUAGCUGAGAUGUUUAUCAUGAGAUGUUCAUCAUAUACUCCUCUGCUUCUAAGGUUUUUACCUAUACCGCAUAUUCAUUCACUGAUCACAUAACACUACCCUGUCAUCAACCCAAUGCCAAAAAGGUCCCAUUAGCAACACAGAUAUGAUAACAUUGUGGCUUCCCACCUGAUUUUAAAGCAACUGACUGGAUGGCCCCUAAAGCAGUGAGUCCAUAUUUCCUGCCAAAUGUUUUAGUUCUCUAGAGAUUUAGAGAGUUAGCCAUGCCUAAAACCAACCAAAUAUAUAUAUACUUUUAACUUUUAAAGCAUGCUUAUCUUUUAGUCUGAUAAUACAGAAUAAAACAUAAUUUUAAGCACUGACAUUUAACCCAAAUGAAAAAUAUUUGCACCAUAAUCUAUAGAUUCAGCUGAAACAAUAAAUCUUUCAAGUGUCAGCUUUCCACAACCUUCAACUUCUUUAAUAGUAUUCAGUGAAUGAGUAUAGAAAAUAAAUUAGCCUAUGAGAGGAUAGUCUAAUGUCCCAGUUCUUCUUCUGCUACUAUAAAAUGUGCCUUUAGAUAAAAGUUAGAAGGAGCCCAACAGUCAGCCAUCUCCGGUAGUUAAUAUUGUUACAUUUUUAAUGGUCAAGGCUUGUGAUCAGAUUGUAAAUUUACCCUGCAAUAUUCACAACAGGAACAUUAGAGCUCUGGUAGGGAUCCAUCUGUUCUCACAGACAAACCCACUGAUUGUGUAGGCUUUGUUCAUUCCUCAGCCACAAUAGUGUUCCGACUGGAUCAAAAAGUUGCUGUUAAGCUUCCAGAAUUACUUUUGGUGUGUGGUUCUUUCAAGUCCUGCAAAUCAGCUCCCUUUAUGCUGACCUGAUCUGGUUCCAAAAGUCCCAGAAGCAUGGUUCCAUAAAGGAAUGGAGGGAUAGGUUUCACCUAACGAAGGAAGGUGUGAACAGAGAUGUGUUGCUGUCCUUUCUUAUCCAAUGAGCUUUGAAAACAUGGCAGUGGGAGAAACAGAACCUAAGAUUAACAGUACACCAGUCAGUGUACUUGGACUCAUGCAUCUUUUAAAAGUUCUACUAAAAUGACAACAACAAACACAUAAUGAACCUAAAGUGCCUUUGAGUUUGAAAAGACAACCUUUCUACUUCCUGUAUAUUUUAUUUAAUGAAGCCUGUUUUGAUGAUGAUCCUUUUAGGCACAUCCACAAGUAUUGCUUUUUUAUUUUCAGGUCAUUUCAGUUUUUCUAAAUCUAUAUAAUGAAACAAUGGCAACCAUAUUUUCUUAUUAGACUGACAGAUUGUAAAUUACAUGUAGCACUGAUGUUUUACCUUGACAGAUCUCAUUCCCUCUUCUGUGUUGUGCAUUUCCUCCUCUGGUAUUUGAAAACAGUCCUUGCAUCCAGUUUUGCUGCUCAUGUGGCAUUGUUCUGCUUGGGUUCCUCUGAGCUGGGACUGCCGCAUUCUAGGCCAUGCUUUGAUUCUGUCCAUCUUCUCAAACAUAGUCCUCAGUCCUCUGGAGUUAAGAAAAUGGAUGUGGAGAAUGUCUUCAGAGAUGAAAGAUUCUUUUGGAAAACUAAACAAAACAUGAAAGAUUUCAUUGUUCAUGAGUCUUUGUAAUAAGUCAAAGUAAGUCCCAAAAUGCCGAGUUUAAACAUCAGUCAGUUCCUUUUCUGUUGCCGUUACUUCAAGGGAUGAGGAAUAACAUCAGGUAUGUGGAACCCACAGUGCCAGUUCCCUCCUGAAUUAAAGCUAAUAUUUGCAUUUAAUCAACUCUUGCUUUUCAUAUGAAACUUCCAGUGCCACAGAUUUGGGAGUAAAUGGUGGCACCCGUUGUUCAUCUAUUUGAAGAUGGGAGUUUACAUUUUUUUUGCAUAUACAUAUCCCAUUGCGGAUCAGUAAGGAGAGUAGUUGUUGGAAAGUAGCAGGUAAGAAUUCAGCUCCUUCCUUCCACAUGUUGAUGUGCCCCUGGGUAAGGCACUUAACCCCAAUUCCCUGUUGAUCUGUGUGUGUAUGAAAGUGUUAAUGUCUGUGAGAGCAGCUAUGAGUGGUUAGAAAAUCUCUGUAUGAGUUCAAUCCUUUUAUAUUGUCAUCAAGUUCAUCUUAUGACCAAGUCUCCUUUUUAAGGGUCCUGAUCUUGGUCCUGGUUUCACAUUCUGACUCUUUCUAACUGCUCUGCUUUGCCGCGUGGUUUUGUGAUUAGAAAACGUCUGUGUGAUGUCGACAGACAUAUUCAGAUGUGUUGCAUGUAUAGCUGCCAAGAGAUGCUGCUUUGACUGUCAGGUUACAGAUCAAGAACUCUCUAAACUACAUGAGGAAUCAGCUAAAAAAAAAAAAAGCUCAAGACAAGCAGGUAAAUGAUUUGUAUGGAAGUGAUGAAAGAUAGUUAUGUGUUGAUGUAUGAAUGAUUUUGUUCUGACCACCAGUCUGAGAUAGCUUAGGUUUUCUGUUGGAAAUGGAACCAUCUGAGCAGACAAGGAUCACAUGCAGGGCUUAGUUUUUUUCUGUUGUAAAAAUAUUCUUAAACUCAUUUAUGAUAUAAAGACAAUAGGCCCUUUUCCAUUGCACUUUCCCCAGGCCUUACAUUCAUGAGUAAAAGGUGCUGGUCUGAGGGUAGGACUUUUCAACAAGCCUGGGGCUUUGUUCAGUGGGGGGGGGGGCUGAACAGUCCGUCUCUUGGACGAGUAAAUGGGCCGUAAGGAGAUGAGUUUACAAAUCUAUUUAUACCCUUUAGUUUAUCACAAAAAGUUGUUUUAAAUGUUUUAGGUAAGAAAAUACAUCUCCAAACUUUAUCUGUACAGCCAGUUCAUCAAGGUUAUGAGCCCACUUUAAUUCUGUAUUUGGAGUUGUCGGGAGCGCCAGACCUUUGCUAACAGGCUUGUCUCUCUAGGGGCGCCUGCAGUGAGUAACCCUGAUGGUGCAGCGUUAAUCGGUCAGACUGUCUGGGAUUUCCCGCAGACUGGAUCUGUUCAUCAUGACUGAAAAGUUAAUAUAAAGCAUUUACUAAGUUUGUGGGGAAUAUCGGCAACCCUCAGAUAUCAAAUGUGAACCUCUUAAUUUUAAACCUUUUCGCCACCGUUCUAUAAGGCAGAUAUUUUUGUACUGAUGAUCAAAUGGAGCCCUUUCAUUUUCCUUGUACACAGAAAACACAUUUUGCUAACACUGAAAGUUUUGUCUUUUAAGAGUGCACCGCCCGCUAAUCGAACCACUAUGUGUGUUCUUGUACUUACAGCUGAGCGAGAAUUUUUUUCCUAAUUUUACUAGUAAAGUUAGGACUUUAGCCCCAGCUCCACUGGGUCGUAAUAGAUCACGCACAGUCCAGCUCCACUCACUUUCAGGAGCAGUUUUUUCAGGGCCAGACCAGGUUUGUGCACCUCUGCUGAGCCGAUUCAAGGGCAGGUUUGAGUGAACACACCUCUUUUCAAUGAUUGGCUGCAGGAUGACGAGAAAUUAAAAGAUUUUUCCAAGAAGUUCAGAAAAAACUGAAGAGCAGCAACAUUACUAUUAAGGACUUUGUGUGGGUCAAUACAAUUUUAUUAUCUUCAAACCAUGAACCACUCCUAAAGGGGAAAAAAAAAGAAAAAGGACACCUCAGCUUUCUAUACCCAGAUGAACUGUAUCAGAUCUGUGGAUUUAUCGAGACUUUUUCUCUUUUCACACUGAAAACUGUUACAUUUUGACUCUCUAUCCAUCCACUUUUUGCGGUACAAGGCUGCGGCUCUCUACCUCUUGCUGCUGCCCGGCCAUCUUUGUGUACAAAGCACCCGGGGGUAGCAGCAAGGUGCUUUCACAGAGGUGGCCACUGAAAAGAGCUCAAACACGGUCAAGCCUCACCCUCCCUCUGCUGACAGAGCAGUCAGAUGCCUGGUAAUAAGCAUGCAGUCAAAGUGGUAAAAAAAUAUAUCUCUGCAUUUAAAAACCUUCUAAACUAUUAAACGUGUUCUCCUCCCUUAUGUCACGGCUGAGGCAAAAUAUCUAAUAUAAAGCUUUAAAUAUUAACUGUCUGUCUGAAAUCCCCCGAGCCAGGCAGUUGCUUCCUUUGGCUGCUCUGGCCUCUCCAGGCACCUCGAUCUCGGUCAGUCCUCUCAUGCCUUCACCGCUGGUCACAGCAAGGAAGUCUGUGUCUAAUCAAGCCGAUAAAAUGAAUUUUACUGCCGUUAAAAUCUUUUUUUAUUAACUCCUAGCUACGGCUGAGGUAAAAGAUCUAAAAUAAAGCUUUAAUUUACAACUAGAUGUGUCUGAAACCCAUGGGGCAAGGCAGCAUGCUGCUUCGUGAGCAUUGGCUGCUCCAAGGCAAGCUCGAACCGGGCAAGGUCUGAGCUCGCACCGCUGAGAGUGUGAGGAGAGUAAGUCAGAGAAUAAAUAAAUAAUUCCACUGUGGUUAAAAUCUUUUUUAUUAACGUGUCCUCGCCCCGCCAUAGCUGAAAAACAAGAUCUCAUAUCAAGGUGUAAAUAUUAAUAUUUAGUCACGGAAUACUCCGUGACUGAAAACAGCCGUAAGGAUGGUGUCUUCUUGCCUCCACUCACUGGACGGAAGUUGUACUGCAGUCUUCCUUACAACUUCCCCAUAUGUCAUUGGGGUGGUUUUCAUGAACAGCCCACUAGCAAAUGGAGACGUAUCAUAUUUCAAAGCCCCAGGCUUUGCUUUAGCCCAGGAAACCAAAGCCUGGAGCUUUAAAUCCUGGGGCUUGUAAUGGAAAAGGGGCUAUGGACACCAUUCACUAACUGCUCAGUCUACCUUCAACAGAGUGUUGUGUGGUUGAUUUUGAGCAGUCUCUUGGUUUGGGCCACAUGUACCUGAUGUACUUUCUGUUGAAACGAAGAGAAAAGCAUAGCUUUAGUUCCCCAGCACAGGUGGGAUUAGAGCCGACAUGAUUGUUAUCAUAUAGUGUUGUUUACCUCACAGCCUCAUCUUGUCUUUGUGUUUCAGUAUUCAGAUCAUGAACUAGAAGUUCUGUUUAACAUGACGCUUUCUUGUAUUCAUUCACAAAUAAUGUUUUUGUAGACUGUGUAAAACAUACAAUGUUUUUGUGCAUCGAAUGUUAUUGUGUCAAAGCAUUUAUAAGUGUGUGCUACCUGUAUCUUGUGAAGGUUUAUGGUUUUAUAAUUUUUGUUUUGUUUUUUUGGCAAUUGCAGCACUUUGUUAAUGAAAUGCCUUAUUUCUUCCAGUACUUUGUUAAAAUGCUUAAUACAAAUGUAUAAAUGAUAUAUUUACCUCUUUUAGAGAACAGUAAUAUGUAAAUACAAUAUAAAUGUUUUAUUUUUACAGCUUUGACAGUGUUUUUCCUAUAAAAGUAACUUUUGCUUUACUUGCACACAGAGUGUGUAUGCAGUUUUUAAAUGCAUACAUAUUAGUUUAAGUGAACUGUUUGUACGCUGGUAUAGGCGAGCCCAAGGCAAUAAACAUGAUUAAAUGGACAUUAUAACACCUAAAUAUAUUGUGGUGUGAUGGAUCAUAAAACCAAGACUUACCGUUAUGGAAAGAAAUGCACCAUGUCUUUUGAAUCAAUCAUUCAACAUAAACUAAGCCAAAAUGCAAAAGAAAAGUGGAAACGUUAAGCCCAGUCUUUGAUUCAAUAACUUCAAGUAAUCAUCGUUAUGUCUAUCAGUCUUUAUUAUUAUUAAAAAAGUUUUUUGACAGUGCUGCUGAAGAUGGGUACCAUUGUUUACACCAGACCGGAGGUCCAGACAGGGGGUUGAUGUGUCAACAGUGUUAUUUCAUUCUUUUUCCAUUCUGUUGUAGAUACAACCUGCUUGGGCUUUGUAGGAUAAAUGGCCCUAAAUUAUACUAGAGAAUACUUUGUUCAUGGUACAGAGCAGUUCAUGAAAAAUUUAAAUGAGCUCAAGGUGUCCAGAUCCUUUGGCUGCAAACCCGGCCCAAAUCAUCACCUCCAUGCUUAACAGUUUAUUUUUGGUGUUUAUGUUGUGCAUUUUAGCCAAAUCUCUCUAGUUCGGUGCACCUAAAGGACAUUGUUCCAAGUGAUUUGCCUGGAAUCCAAAUUUUCAAAUCAAAAUAUUUAGCAUUCUAACAGAGGCCUGUGUAAUUUGAUAUGAAGAUGUUAGUUACAACUGUUGUGACCUCCAGACGGAGCUUUUAGCCAAAGCUCUGGACUGUAUUUUCCCCUGUAGAACAUAGAAGUGCAAACAACCGUAUGUUACAUCCCCCAUUGAUGGCUAGUGACAGCUGUUGCUGAUGUCUUUCUAUCUUGGGAUUGUAUUAGCACACUCUUUUAUGGUCCAGAGCUGCCAAAAACUGUUUAUUGUUUUCUCUAUCUGAUGACAGAAUAACAAAUGAUAUGAUCAGCAGCACCUGGCUACUACUUCUCCUCAAUGUUGAUGGAAGCAGUAAAGGUGUACUUAGUUUGUUCACACAUGGCUUCUGCAUUUUGGAUUGGUUUUGGGUAAAUUAACUGGUGUUGUUUUUCAUCCAAGGUUGUAUUUCCUUAAUUUUAAGACUUGGUUUGGAACAGAUGAUUUAAGCAUACUCAAUUUAAGAAAGGUGUACUUACUUUGUUCAGCACCUUUUCAGAGAUUAUGACAACACCUUGGGGUUUGUCUUGUGAAUUUGGUCUAAAAGAUUUUAGAUGAAACCCAAUUAUUUAAGUAGAAUUUAUGUUUCUCUAAUCCAAGCGUUGAUAAUGAAAUUUAAAGAGAUAAUUAAAGAAAACCUUUGAGAGAAAUAAAAAGGCCCACUGAUUAUACAGUAGUGUCAAGGAGAUAAAACGCUGAAGUUAUUUUCAGUUGCAUUUGAGAAAAGAAUCCCCACCUCCCUGGUAGAGAGAGAAGGUAACCAGCAAGCGGCAAACAGUAGGCCAUUUGGUGUUAGACGUUUUCAUAAGCUCCAGCGGUACCAGUGAACUAUAUUGACUGUAUGUAAGAAACACUGCAAUACUGCAAAACAUUUUAGUAAUGGAACAAGCUGCUAAAACAUAUCUAAAGCUCCUUAAGGUGCUACAGACCUCGUUCUCUUAAAUGGAUUGUUUGUACGUGUAUCCAGCUUAGCUGAAAAGCGACUGUGUGUGCCUGAUUCUGUCAUAUAGCUAUACAACAUUUUGUCGUACUGUGACUCUUGCCUAUUUUCUCCAGACAUGCCAGGAGUUACAUGGCCCAACACAAGAUUGUAUACUACAAUUGUAAGAUGUGUAAGGAUACUGAGAUGAAAAAAAAACAGUCAGUGCUGAUCCUCACACAUUUUUACAUGUUGUUUAAAGUGAGUUAAAGGAGAUAAACUCCAUGAUGGUUUUACUGCUUAUGUUUUAGCAUUUUAAGCCACAUUGUCAAUAAGAAACUCAGAGCAAAAUCUCUAUAUUUUCCUACACAUUUUCCCCUAAACUGCUGUCAUAUUUUAUACAUAUAGGCAAAAUAAAUCAUGGAUUCUCACCAGCGCAUUUUAGCAUAAUGGACCAUUAUGCUGAAAGUUGUUAAAGUUACGCUGAAAUUAUACCAUUAAGCACAUGAGCGUGACAGUCAGUACGACACAGAACAGUACGACGCAAACGUUUGAGAGCAACGUAGAAAAGUCAAUAAAGCUCUUGAACAUGCAUUAGCACAGCUGUGGACCUCCCAAACAACGUGAGCUAGCGCUAGCUGUUAUUAGUCUGACAAACAUCCCCUUUCAAGCUCCACUACGCAAUGCUCCACUGCGGGAAUUCAUCUACAGAAGUAGCAAAACUACACACCAGCCCCACCUCCAAGACACACACGUGCGCCGCCAUCAGCCGUCCACCAUUACGCUAAAAUCCUGGUGAGGACCCUGAAAUCAGACAAAUAAGUAAAAAUACAUGUUUAUAGAUGGUGAAAAAUCAAUGCUGCAGCUUUUUCAUCUGUUUUUUCUUCAUCUUUUUAAACAUUGUCAUUAUCCAAAGAAAGAUUAUUUAUUGGUUGACAAAAUAACAGGACUUUCAUAUACACUGCUGCUAUGAGAGAGGAGAGUUGCAUUUGCCAACUCCAGUGUUUUUACUCAAUGUCAUGAAAAUUCAAUAAAGGAAAGAAAAACUA
Molecule: messenger RNA, 11295 nt
Organism: Fundulus heteroclitus (mummichog)
Lineage: Eukaryota; Metazoa; Chordata; Actinopteri; Cyprinodontiformes; Fundulidae
Gene: plag1
Product: pleiomorphic adenoma gene 1
Exons: 3
Coding region: 291-1733 (480 amino acids)
Source: RefSeq, a predicted model, not a curated record